AUGUCGACAAACUCGAAGACUCAGUAUGAAGGUGUCGAAAAGUUGCAUCUCGAGAAAGAGCACAACGAAUUGUACGAAACAGCCCUUGACUUUGAGAAUAACAAGCCUGGAGAAGUCAAAAACCCGCUUGCCGGUCUUACGAAGGCUGAGAUCUUCCGCAAUGUCGAAACCUAUGCUCAGAAAUACGAGCUGAACGACAUUGUUGACCUGCUCAAGAAGGGUGCGCUUGUCGCUCAGAAUCCAGGUCAUCCAGAAGCAAUCGAGGAGCUCUCUGCACGAGAGCUGGAAUCGAUUCAAGCUGAGAAGACACACCGCUGGCGUCACCCCAAGACCCUGUAUGCUAUGGUCGCGCUCAACUCGGUCGGUGCUGCGAUCCAGGGCUGGGAUCAGACAGGCUCCAAUGGUGCUAAUCUUUCGUUCCCUCAAGAGUUUGGCAUCGCAGAUACCGGCACUGUUUGCGAAAGCAUCGGCAACUGCGAGAGAAACUCUUGGGUUGUCGGUGCAAUCAAUGCUGCCCCAUACAUGGCCCUUUGUGUUAUCGCAUGUUGGCUUCUAGAUCCCGUCAACCACUACAUUGGCCGCCGAGGUGCAAUUUUUGUUGGUGCGAUUUUCAGUCUUCUGGCCCCAAUUGGUCAAGCACUAGCACAAUCCUGGCCCCAAAUUCUAAUCUGCCGCAUCCUCUUGGGCAUCGGUAUGGGCUUAAAAGAAGUCACAGUACCCAUCUUUUCCGCCGAGAACGCCCCUGCUAGCAUUCGUGGAGCUCUUGUCAUGUCAUGGCAGAUGUGGGUCACUUUUGGAAUGAUGCUUGGAUUUUCUGCAAACUUGGCUGUCUCGGGCGCUGGCGACAUCACUUGGAGACUGCAACUGGGAUCUGCCUGUAUCCCCGCCAUUCCACUUCUUAUAGGUAUCUAUCUUGUGCCCGAAUCUGCUCGCUGGCUCAUCAAGAAGGGAAGACACCAGGCUGCAUACAAUUUUACGCAAGGAGGCAAUGAGAACGCCUAGGGUGUUCUUACCUAGUUGAUGCC
Molecule: messenger RNA, 1025 nt
Organism: Aureobasidium pullulans EXF-150
Lineage: Eukaryota; Fungi; Ascomycota; Dothideomycetes; Dothideales; Saccotheciaceae
Exons: 5
Coding region: 1-1002 (333 amino acids)
Biological process (GO): transmembrane transport
Cellular component (GO): membrane
Molecular function (GO): myo-inositol:proton symporter activity
Source: RefSeq, a predicted model, not a curated record